Spodoptera litura is the source of this 987-nucleotide messenger RNA. Its product is annotated as very long chain fatty acid elongase AAEL008004. Lineage: Eukaryota; Metazoa; Arthropoda; Insecta; Lepidoptera; Noctuidae. Gene Ontology annotation, cellular component: endoplasmic reticulum membrane. Gene Ontology annotation, biological process: fatty acid elongation, monounsaturated fatty acid; fatty acid elongation, polyunsaturated fatty acid; very long-chain fatty acid biosynthetic process. Gene Ontology annotation, molecular function: fatty acid elongase activity. The record is from RefSeq and is a predicted model, not a curated record.
GAAAGUGCGUUUAAUUAAAUUAAUUCAGUGUAUUUAAUUCAUUCACGCCGGUCGGUCGGUGCAGGCGCAUUGCGUGUUACCAUUGUAGCUGAACCCUUGACUUCAGUCACACGUCCCCGUCCAGAGUGAGAGAGCACGAUGGGGACUUUAAUAGGGAACAUCACGAAUUAUUAUCACUUCGUCAAUGAUGACCUUGCGGAUCCCCGGACAAACAGCUUCCCCCUGGUAUCGAGCCCCCUGCCCAUCAUAAUAAUAAUGUACCUGUACCACAGAUUCGUAAGAUCAUGGGGUCCCGCGUAUAUGGCCAAGCGGGAGCCGUAUAAUUUGAAGAAUCUCAUCAUCUUAUACAACAUUGUACAGAUUGCUUUGUCGGCGUAUCUAACAGCACAAUGUCUGACCAGGCUGUACAUAUCAGGUUACUACAGUCUAUGGUGCCAGAAGAUAAUCUACGAGGACACGCCGCUGGAGCGCAUCGUCGUCAGCAGGGUCUGGCUGUAUUACAUGAUCAAGGUUCUAGAUCUUUUGGACACGGUAUUCUUCGUGUUACGUAAGAAGUUCAAUCAAGUAUCGUUCCUGCACGUGUACCACCACUUAGGAAUGUGCAUGCUCGGGUUCAUUGGCACCAAAUAUGUACCAGGAGGACAUGGCAUAAUGCUGGGCUUCAUAAACUCCAUAGUGCACGCAGUCAUGUACUCCUACUACCUGAUCUCCAUUGUACGGCCGCAGUGGGUGCGGCAAUGGUGGAAGAAGUACAUCACACAACUGCAGAUUUUGCAGUUUGUUAUCCUGAUCUUACACUUCGGCCACGUGCUGUUCGAGCCCUCGUGCGAAUACCCGAAGUGGGUCUCCUUCAUGUUCCUGCCGCAUAACAUAUUUAUUUUAUUUUUAUUCUCCGACUUCUAUAUUAAAGAAUAUAUCCUAAAGAAAAAUAAAAAUAAAGCUAAGUAGAUAAGUAUGCAUAGGUAGUGAAUAUAUUAUUGUUAAUAA